UAAUUACUCAACUCGCUGGGGAGGAGCAGGAGGGCUGUAGCAGCAACAGAUACAACUUCAAGAAGUUCAAGCGCAUCCUGGCAGCUUGACUGCUGUUGUUAGUUAAAGGGCGACGACUGGAAUGCCGCGCACAUCAUGAGCGAACAGGACAGUAAGGUCGUCGUGCUCACGGCGUUUCACCAGACCGGCGACGCUUCGGAAGUGUCAAAGCGGGUCAAAGACCGAGAGGACCACGGCUUCGCGGAUCCAAGGGGUAGAUCGGGUCAAUACAAUUUACAGAGUAGGACAAAACAUGUCCCUGGUAAGCCACCGCUCAGAUCAGCCUCAAUGGAUUCACUGGAUGAUCUUACUUUGGAUGAUUAUUGGACUGAAUUAGAGCAUAUUCAAAGCAGCAACAAUGACCAAGAACAGCACAAUGAUCUGGUAGAGAAAGUACCCGAUGAAGGGGAACUAGAGGAGGAGUGGCUGAAAGAAGCAGGGCUGUCCGACCUCCUGGUUGAUUCUGCAGAUCCCAUUGAAAGCAGAGUGUUAUUAUCUACGCUAACUCGCACCCAGGCAGCAGCCGUACAGAAGAGAAUAGAAAUGGUUACGCAAACUCUACGCAAGAAGAAUAAACAGCAGCAAAUACCAGAUGUGAGGUCAAUCUUUGGUUUGCCAACAUCACAAGCCGAGAAGAUUUCUGAUGCUAAUGGAACUCCUUCUCCAUCAAAUAACGAAGAAGAAAAAAUGUCAUCUGUUUCUGGUGAACCCUCUGUCCAGGGUGGACAAGGAACAGAAACUGAUAUCAAUUUAGAGAUAUCCUUCUCUGAACAAGCUGCCAGCUUCAAAGAGAGGUCAAAGAAUAAUAAGCUUCCAAGUGAAGAAGAUACUCACAUGCCUAAUUUCAGAUUAUUGAAAGACAAGACGGGUACAACAAAGAUUGGUGACCUCGCUCCCCAAGAUAUGAGGAAAGUUCACUCUUUGGCGCUCAUUGAGCUGACAGCUCUUUUUGAUGCAUUUGGAGUUGAUUUUAAAUCUCACAAAACACUGAAAAUUAAAUAUAAAGAAUCGGGACUUUUUGGAGUUCCUCUUACCAUUUUACUGGAACAUGACCAGAAGAAGGUACCAGGUACUAAAGUGCCACUUAUAUUACAAAAACUCUUGUCUCAUAUAGAAGCUGAAGGUUUGGAUACAGAAGGCCUUCUGCGUAUUCCAGGAGCUGCAAUACGAGUGAAGAGUCUUUGCCAAGAGCUGGAGUCUAAAUUCUAUGAUGGGACAUUUAUCUGGGAAAAUGUAAAACAACAUGAUGCUGCAAGUUUAUUAAAACUCUUCAUCCGUGAACUGCCUUAUCCUCUCCUGACAGUUGAAUACCUCAACGCUUUCUUAUCAGUGCAAAAACUUCCCAGAAAGAAGCAGCAGCUUCAAUCACUUAAUCUUUUGGUGCUUCUUCUUCCAGAGUCGAGCAGAAACACACUAAAGACUCUCUUGGAAUUUCUUCAGCGGGUCAUAGAAAACACAGAGAAGAACAAAAUGACGCUUAAUAAUGUUGCUGUUGUAAUGGCACCCAACCUCUUCAUGUUCAAAGAAAUUCGUUCCAAGAACUAUGAACAAGAACUUGCACUUGCUACAGGAUCAGCAUCUAUUAUGCGUUUUCUAAUUAAAUAUCAGACUCUUCUGUGGACAAUACCACGAUUUAUUAUGAAUCAAGUAAGAAAACAAAAUAUAGAAAACCAAAAGAAGGCCUCAAAAGACAGAGCAAUGAAGAAAUUGCUAAAGAAAAUGGCUUAUGACAGAGAAAAACAUGAGAAGCAUGAAAAACUGACAGUGGAUACAGAUGUUCUUCAAGGUGUUAUACGGGUUCAAGCACCGCAGUUCUCCAAAGUCUCCAUGGCCAUUCAACUAACUGAGGACCUUAAAGCUAGUGAUGUCCUAGCCAGAUUUCUCAGCCAAGACAGCAGCACUGUUGAACAGUCUGUGAAGAGAGAAGAACUGUGCCUAUUUGAAAUAGGAGGCAACAUAGGUGAGCGCUGCUUAGAUGAUGAUACCUAUAUGAAGGAUCUCUAUCAACUAAAUCCUACUGCAGAGUGGGUUAUAAAGCCUCGUUCUCAAUGAAAGUGGAUUUUCUGAGUGCAAAGGGAAAUGCAAAAUGGAGAAUUUCAUAUCAUAUUAAAUAUAUAUUUAAAAUGAGGAGAAAACAGAAGAACAUUUAAAAAAAAAUGCUCCUUGUAGCAAAAACUGCCAAAUUUCUAUUCAUAUAUAUUGUAACUGUAAAUAUUUAAUGGUAUUUCAAGAAAAUACCACAUUAUUUCAGUUUUUUCACUGUCAAAAUAUGAUGAAGAAUGGAACCUGUCCCUAACAGUUCUUCAACCUGAGUUUAUAGCUGCCAGGGUUUUAAAGAUGUUCUCAGAAUCCAAGACAAAUUUGACUGCUCUGACUUUUGUAAAAGAGUAAGCAUGCUUAUGUGCAUAUAUUUUUGAUACUAAAAUUUGUAAAUUUGAAAUGAAAAUUUGUAAGACAUUAUUGCACUUAAGAUGCAAUGCAGCCACAGAAAUGUAUAUCAUUAGAAAGGAUAUAUGUAUAUUGAGAUUUUUCUAUAAAAGAGGAAAAAACAAACGUAUCCCCUUAAAGCCUCAUAUUAUAAACAUUUUUGCACCACCCUUUUUUUUUUUAUACUGGUGCCAAUGCCAUCAUCUCCUUACAUUAACAUAAAACAUCUGAACGGCUUGAAGAAAUGCAGGCUAAUUUAUAUAGUAUCCUAUAAACUGAUAAAUGGCAUUUCUGUGUUUAAACAAAAAUGUAAUAUAUAUAUAUUUAAUAUAUUUUUAGAACAGACAUUGGUGACAACAGGUUUAGGAUAAGUCAAAAUCUUUGUUGCCUUCUUUGCUGAUUUACAAAUUGGAAAAAAUGCCUUCCCUUCAAAGAUGCUCAAAACAAAUGCACUGCUUCUGCAACAAGAUGAAACCAGCUCUGAUUAAAGUUUGUAUGGCUUAAUUUGCUUGUAUUUCAUCACUAAGUUUAAAACCGCUCUUAUUAUUUUAAUCUUGAUUUGUAAAGAAGCUCGGUCUAUGAGUACAAACACCAGUGGCUUUUACUGUAGCUUUAUAUAAGCCAUGUUUUGCCGAAGCAUUAACUCUCUACUUAUAUUAAGCAUGUUCAUUCACAAAAUGAAAGCAUAAUGUUCCUUGAGCCAUGAUAAGGAAGAUCACCCCAUAAAGCUACAGUGUGUUUGCUGAAUUUUGCUUUGAGGUAAUUCUGUAAUGCUCAUCUUUUGCUGCUUGCCAUUCUAACUUACCCAAAUCACAAAAAUAUUGUUGACCCAAGAACACUUUGGUCAUCAAUGUUACCACAGAGGCCAUAUAAUGGCAUCUGCUAGUAGUUUUCUUUUUGUGCGUUGCUUCAUUUUCUAGGGUUUAUCUGAUUGAAACAGACUUAUCCAGAGGGCUGGUAAGCAUCCCAAACUCCAAAAGAUCACUGAUGAUUUUGAAAUUAAUUUGUAUCUUGUAGAUCACUCUUGAUUUAUAACAACACAAUAUCUGAGUUAAUCUGCUGUCAUGAAUAGAAAUUAACUGGCUGAAUAUUGAUUCUGUGAAGGUAGUGGUUUUAAUUUAUAAUCAUGUUAAAGCAUUGUGUGUGAACAGAGGGCAUUCUCAACCAAGUGUGAGUCUUGCAGUAAGUAUUCUCUCCCAGCCCCUACCAAAAAGUUUCAACAUUUUUUUGCAUGUUUACCAAAACAUACUUUAAAUGGGCCGUAAUCUCUUUAUUUUGUUAAGAAAAAAUAUAAUUCAGCUUUGAAAAGUAUUUAUCUUCUUAGCAUUUGCUAUCAUUUAAAAAAAGAACUUAGUCUCAACCAGUGGGAUUAGAGUUUGAACAGUCUGCUGAUGGGGCUCAGCCUUUUAAAUGGAAUUCAGCUGUCUUUCGUUGCGUAUAUCAGUUUGUAUGAGAUUGCCAUAUUGGAUGUUACACAUGAACACUUUUCUUAGAUAUGAAGAAGAACGUUGUGGACAGACAUAAAUCAGGUAAUGGAAUAUAUAUAUAAAGAUUCAAGGGAACUGACAAACUCGAGGAGAACUGCUGUUUCAGUUAUCUGGAGGUGGAGCACACAAAACUACUCCAAAAUUUUGUAAAGAAUUAGUCAUCCCAAAAACACUGUAAAUGAAGAAGAAAAAGAAGAAAAUUGGUUAAAGAAGCAGCUAAGAGACCAAAUACAACUCUUUAAGAAUUUAAAGUUUGGUAUUUUUCAAGUCAGUUAAUUUCUCAAAAUAGUGGUACAGUAUAUACUGUAUAGAUUUGCCACAUGAAAUUGCAUUCUAAAGUGUAGCACUUCACUGCUCACCUUCAUCCAUGAUACUUUUCAGCCCAAGGGUGUGAAUUCACCUGGGAAAGUCAUCGCCAAAUGCUAAUAUUGAAUGCCAAUGCCCAGAUGUGAACUGCUGUCUUUGUUCCGAAGACAACUAGAUAAUAAUCAUUGAAAACGUCACACAAUCUGUCACAUUCUUUCACUACACAGAAGCUUAUUUUGUUACUUCGCAAAGAUAUUGCUUUCUGCCAAUAGAAUGAUACAUUAAGUUAUUACGUGUGUGAUUUGGUGGUCUAGUGAGUGAAAGAUUGAGCAUACACACAGCAUGCGAUACAGUGACAAGAACUGAACAGACAUUAUAGGCAUACAUUUAGUUUUAAUCAUGCUUAAGUUUAGUACAAAAGUAUUAAGAUAAGCUGAGAGGUAGUACAGUGUGGUCACUCCUGCAUCACAGCAGCAGGUUCUGCAUGAAAUUUGCAUGUUUUCCCCAUAUAUUUACAGAUUGAUUGGCAUCAAUCAGUUUACUCGCUCCAAACCAUUCCCAGUUCUGUUAUUACCUUGUGGAUCAUGAAAGUGAAUUGUCAUGCAUUAAAAAAAUCAAUAAUUGGGAUGUAGCCCUUCAAACUGUGUCAUCAUGGUUAGGUUCUUUCAUCACAGAAAGUGUGACGUGUGGGCUUGGCUCUUUCAAAAAUCUAAGUCUUUUAUUAAAUAUAAAAUGCAGUGCAAUCAUUUCAGUUCAGAUUCAUUGUACUUUCUACAAAUGACAUUAAAAGUUUAUGCUACCACUUAGCGAGAAUCUCACUCUGUAGGCUCUGAAAAUUAGCAAAACAGAAUUUUACUAGCAAAAAAUAAUCACUGUUUGGGGAAAAAAAAUUAUAAGAUUUGAAUGCGCAUCUGUUUGUUGUUAAAAAAAACUAUGGCAGAACAUAACCACUGAAGAAAGUGAAUUGUUGAAGCAGAGGGAUUACAAGCAGAAUACGGCUUGGCAUAAGGAGGUUUGAAAUACCUCCAGACACUGCUCUGCUGCAAGCAGACAAGCGUGUGUGAAACAAUUUGUUACCUUGAGAAAAUAGGACCAAGAAUCUAUAAUAAAAUGGAUUAUUUUCAGUUUACUUUUAUUGUCACAAGCUACCCAUCCAUAAAUGAAAAACUUUACUACUUCAGUAACGUUUAAGGCUAACCAUUAGCUCUAUGUUAAAGUGCAAGAGCAGACUAGUUAUUUUUUUAAAUUUAUAAAAUAUGCUUCAUUUUAGAACACAAUUCCAUGUGGCAAUUUAAUGUAUACUACAUUUGUGAAGAAAUAACACUGACUUGAAAAUUACUGAACUCAAUUCAGAUGAGAAGAACUGUGUCUGUAAAUUCUGUAAUUGAUCAGGUUGUCCACCAGGCUGAACUGUAUGGUAGAAUGAUAAUGAGAAAGCCAUAUAAAAAAAAAAUAACAAUACAACUUGUAGGAACCUCUGAAAGAAAAUAUUAUUUCACCUUAAUGCCAAGAGCAAACUGACAAAGUGGCCCACUCUUGAGUCCUGAUGGAAGGAACGCAAGACUGCAGCGCACCAUCUCUUCAUCAAGUGGACUGCAAUUGACGGAGCACUUUUGAAAGAAGACUUGGAAAACAUUAAACCUCCAAAGAUGCCACAUUGUUUACCACCUGCCACUGAAGACUUGAUGAUUGCAACAGAAGUGACAGCUACCAAUUAUUUUAAGCCUAAUGGCAGAGGAUUGACAUUUUCAAAGCUGGAUUUUUGAGUUUUGUUUUUAUUUACUUUUAUAACAAAAGUGAGUUAUGGUCUGUUAAAAUAUAGAGUGUGUUUUGUUAAAUCUGUAUUGUAAAUUUUGUUGUAGUAGCACAAUAUUUUUUAACACUGCAGGAGACGAGGUGAAUACUUUCUACAGUCUCUGUCUGCAUUUUACUUGUAUCUUGGUUGAUAAUGAAUUUGUUUCAUCUGUAAGGUAUUGCCAUGUACACAGAGAGUCUGGUUAUUCAGCCUUGCCAAGAAACAGCAAAAAUCAAAAUUUCUAAGGUGGACUAUUACAUGGCUAUGUGGGUUCAUUAUUAAUUAACCCUUUAUGUGUGUUUUUUUUAAUCAUGAUCUCCUUGUAGAAGAUAAACAACUAAAAGCUGCACAGGAGCAAAGCAGAUACCAUUUCCUUUGUAUCUUUUUGUUUAGAAAAAGCUGAUACAAAUCCUUCAGGAAGGACUUUGUGCCCAACUGUUUUUAUAUGCAUUUAAGGUUGUGAUCUGUGUCUCAUGUGAGUUUAAAAAUGUGGGCCAUCAAGAUGAUUAUGAAAGGGGACAUGAGAGACACUGGUGUCUUUUGUCAUCUCGUAAUACCUAGCUGACAGGCAUUUGAUUAGAAGUCGAAGUUGAAGCAAUUAUUGUGUUUAUGUAACAUAACGUAAAAAAGCAGAGGUAAUGCGGUACUGUCGAAGAGAGAAGGAUCACAUGGACGAGAUGACGGAGACUAAGCCCUGCAAGCAUGAGGCUGCUUGGUUGCCGAGGAUGUGACUCUUAGACUGGCCCCCAUGUACUGGCCAUUGCCUUCACUCUAAAACUGCAGGUACUUGCCUAAUGUUCUUUUUUUGGGUUGUGUUUGUGAAGGCCUAUUCAAUUUUAAGUGUCAAAUCUGUGAAUGACAAGGGUCUGCUGGGUUUAAUUGGGAUUGUAACUUGAUGUGUUGUAAUUGGAGGAUGUGAAUACUUCAGCAAGGCACAGACAAUCAUUUUUUUUUUUUUUUUUUUUUUUGCUUCCAUGUUCUAUUAACAUUCACUGCCAAAUCUCUGCUUUGACUGAGUGCAUUUUUAGGAAAUAUGUACAGAACAUUAUUUUUUAUUUAAUAAUGCUGUGAAUUUAUUUGAUAAAUCAGGCAAACCUUUUAAAUAUGUUAGACACCCUGAAUUUUAAAAAAUGUAAAAUUUGUACAUUUGUUUUGUAGUCUUGUAAAUAAAAAAAUGAAGUAUACACCA
Molecule: messenger RNA, 7243 nt
Organism: Erpetoichthys calabaricus (reedfish)
Lineage: Eukaryota; Metazoa; Chordata; Cladistia; Polypteriformes; Polypteridae
Gene: arhgap18
Product: Rho GTPase activating protein 18
Exons: 15
Coding region: 136-2091 (651 amino acids)
Biological process (GO): signal transduction; regulation of actin filament polymerization; regulation of small GTPase mediated signal transduction
Cellular component (GO): cytoplasm
Molecular function (GO): GTPase activator activity
Source: RefSeq, a predicted model, not a curated record